This is a messenger RNA of Lactuca saligna, 327 nucleotides long. NCBI's taxonomy places the organism in Eukaryota, Viridiplantae, Streptophyta, Magnoliopsida, Asterales, Asteraceae. The record is from the annotation of a GenBank genome assembly.
AUGUCUUUUGAACUUCAAAAUAUACAAGAUUUGCUAUUGGAUCUACCCAUCACUCUGAAGGCUUUUAAGUUAUGUGCAUUCUUGAAAGUUGCAAACGAUCCUCUCUCAGAGAGCAGUGAUGAUCAAAUGGUGUUCACGUUUUAUCUAAAGCACAUGAAACCUCAAUACGAGAUCCGGUCCCUAAGCAAGAUCAUUGGUGUGAAGGUAACUCGACCGAUUGAGACUGAUAGCUUUCCCAAUGCCAAAUUCAAGGUCGCAAGAGGUUCAACUAGUAAAGUCUACGAGUUCAGUCUUGCAGAUUCACCAUUUCUUAAUCCGAACGACUAG